Coffea eugenioides is the source of this 1296-nucleotide messenger RNA. Its product is annotated as cytochrome P450 734A1-like. The record is from RefSeq and is a predicted model, not a curated record. Bases 1 to 1296 code for a protein of 431 amino acids. Gene Ontology annotation, molecular function: oxidoreductase activity, acting on paired donors, with incorporation or reduction of molecular oxygen; monooxygenase activity; iron ion binding. The transcript is spliced from 4 exons. Lineage: Eukaryota; Viridiplantae; Streptophyta; Magnoliopsida; Gentianales; Rubiaceae.
AUGGCAUUUUUCAGCCAUGACAUAGUCCAUCGUGUGGAUCCAUGUUACCACAAGUGGACUUUCAUGUAUGGGAAGACCAUGCUUUUCUGGCAUGGCUCGACCCCGCGGCUGGCUCUAGCCGAUCCAGAAAUGAUAAAGGAAGUUUUGCUGAAUAAAUCCGGGCACAUCGUAAAGGUCAAGCUUACACCACUGGCUGAGCAGCUCUUUGGGAAGGGACUCAUUGAUUUGCACGGUGAAAAAUGGAGUAUCCACCGAAAGCUCGCCAAUCCAGCCUUCGUCAUGGAUAGAGUUAAGGCGUGGGUUCCUGAAGUUGUGGAAAGCACUCAAGAGGUGCUAAACAAGUGGGAAAAUGGGAUAGGAGAAAGAAAUGAAAUAGAAGUGGAUGUGCUCAAACAGUUUCAUAUACUGUCUGCAGAAAUUUUAUCAAAAACAGCUUUUGGUAGUGACUUUGAAGAGGGAAAGCACAUAUUUGAACUACAAGACCAACAAGCCAUGUUGACCUUAGAGGCGCUGAGGACCAUAUACAUUCCCGGUUUCAGGUUUCUGCCUACACGCGACAACAGGAUGAGAUGGAACGUAGAGACGGAAACUCGACGUUUGAUAAAGAAUUUGAUUUAUAGAGAAAAGAAAACGGGAGGGAACUCAAAAUGUCUGCUUAGCCUCUUGUUAUGGGGUGGGUUGCCGGUGGAAGAAGUCAUUGAUGAAUGCCAGACGUUCUAUUUUGCUGGAAAAGAAGCUGUUGCCAUAUUUUUGACUUGGACGCUUGUGCUUCUGGCGUUGCACCAAGAAUGGCAGAUCAAGGCAAGGGAAGAAGUUCUUCAAGUUUACAGCAACGAUAAGGUUCCGAAUGCAGACAGCCUAAGUGACCUGAAGAUUGUGGGUAUGAUACUUAACGAAGCACUCCGGCUCUACAAUCCGGUUCCAGAUUUGUUCAUGGAAGCCACUCAGAAUAUCAAAGUGGGAAACCUUGAUGUUCCGGCUGGUACACAGAUCUAUGUGCCUGUGACUGCGACUCAUCACAGCACCGAGAUAUGGGGAGCGGAUGCAAAUGAGUUCAAUCCGCAAAGAUUUGCUCAGCCUCGAAAGCAUCUCGCCUCAUUUUUCCCAUUCGGCAUAGGAAGCAGGAUUUGCAUCGGUCAAAAUUUUGCGUUGAUGGAGGGAAAAAUUAUCCUAGCUAUGAUUCUCAAACAAUUCUCUUUCGCAUUGUCACCAUCCUAUGUUCAUGCUCCUGUCACAUUUCUCACCGUCCAGCCUCAGUUUGGUGCCCAGAUCCUUUUCAGCAGGCUCUCAGGCUGA